Messenger RNA from Chelonus insularis, 4763 nucleotides. RefSeq names its product eukaryotic translation release factor 3 (gene eRF3). The transcript is spliced from 6 exons. NCBI's taxonomy places the organism in Eukaryota, Metazoa, Arthropoda, Insecta, Hymenoptera, Braconidae. The record is from RefSeq and is a predicted model, not a curated record. Gene Ontology annotation, molecular function: GTPase activity; translation release factor activity; GTP binding. Gene Ontology annotation, cellular component: translation release factor complex. The coding region runs from base 220 to 2064 and encodes 614 amino acids. Gene Ontology annotation, biological process: translational termination; nuclear-transcribed mRNA catabolic process, deadenylation-dependent decay; translation.
AAGAACAGUACUAGGAGCAGCAGGAGCGAAACAGACCACGGGGACUGCACGCGGACGAGCCAUACGCGUGUGCUGUGCGCGCAUAUACCCGCAAAUAUUAUUUUUUUAAGAGCAUUUCAAGAGUUAUUCGGAGUGAGUUAAAACUGAACAAUUAUUACGAAGUUUUGUGGAACGGAUUUUCGUGAGCUAUAGACUGGGUGUGCCGAAACAUUGAUAAAUAUGGCGAACAGCGUAGCACCGGACUCGUGGGAACAGCAGGCGGACAGCGCUGACACCACAGCCGACAAUACAUUCAUCGAGGGAAAAUUCUCGACUCUCAAUGUUAAUGCAGCGGAAUUUGUGCCUUCAUUCUGCAUGAACUCAUUACUGAAGACGGAUAUACCGACGACAAAUGUCGACACCUUAGCCCCGUCUAAUACUACCAAUGAUACGCCUGUUGACGAAUCAAAUAUCUCCGAUGUUGGAACAACUACUUUUGUACCUCCAGAAACUCAUCACACUGCUUCGGUACCAGCCCUACCACCAGAUCCUGUGAGCAACCGGGUUGAAGAACCUCCUGCUGGAGGAGGAGCACCUCCACCUCCGAGUGUAACUGAUCAUGAAGCAAGUAACAGCAGUCCGGAACAUCAACCGGCUGAUUCCUGGGAAGAAGCUGCAGUUGAUGGUGAUCCUUUAUUGACACCAGAAAACGAAGAGGUGGAUAUUGAAGAAGAUGAAGAAACGGUUGUGAAAGUAAUUAAAAAGAAACCAGUCAAAAUAACAGAAGACACAAAAAGCAAAAAAGAACAUGUCAAUGUCGUUUUCAUCGGACAUGUUGAUGCUGGUAAAUCAACAAUCGGUGGUCAAAUAAUGGCUUUGACAGGUAUGGUAGAUAAAAGAACCUUAGAAAAGUAUGAAAGAGAGGCUAAAGAGAGAAGCCGAGAAACUUGGUAUCUCAGCUGGGCAUUAGAUACCAAUCAAGAAGAGAGAGAAAAAGGAAAGACAGUUGAAGUAGGCAGAGCGUACUUUGAAACUGAGAGAAAACAUUUUACUAUUCUUGAUGCUCCUGGUCAUAAGAGUUUUGUGCCAAAUAUGAUUGGUGGUGCAGCUCAAGCUGAUCUUGCUGUUCUCGUUAUAUCAGCACGAAAAGGCGAGUUUGAGACUGGCUUUGAUAGAGGCGGACAAACGAGAGAACAUGCCAUGCUUGCAAAAACAGCAGGUGUUAAACAUCUAGUAGUUUUAGUUAAUAAAAUGGAUGAUCCUACUGUCGAGUGGGAUGAAACGAGAUACAACGAGUGCAGAGAUAAAAUUCUGCCAUACCUUCGUAAAUUAGGUUUUAAUCCAGCAAAAGAUUUAACAUUCAUGCCGGUCUCAGGACAAUUAGGAAUUGGUUUGAAAGAUCCCAUUCCUGAACAGCUAUGCACUUGGUAUAAGGGUCCACCUUUUAUCCCAUUCAUUGAUUCUUUACCAUCACUUAAUCGUAAGAGCAAUGGACCAUUUAUUAUGCCUAUCGUAGAUAAGUAUAAGGAUAUGGGUACGGUAGUGAUGGGGAAAGUUGAAGCUGGUGAAUCAAGAAAAGGUCAAGCUCUAUUAGUUAUGCCAAAUAGGACGGCAGUAACGGUAGAUCAAUUGUGGUCAGAUGAUGAAGAAGUAACGUCUGUUGGGCCCGGAGAAAAUGUCAAGAUCAAACUAAAGGGUAUUGAAGAAGAAGACGUUAGUCCAGGAUUUGUUCUUUGCGAUAGUAACAAUCCUAUAACAACUGGAAAAGUCUUUGAUGCUCAGGUUGUUAUCUUAGAACACAAGAGUAUCAUUUGCGCGGGAUAUAGUGCAGUUAUGCACAUUCAUUGCGCUGCUGAAGAAGUCACCGUCAAGACACUUCUUUGUUUGGUUGACAAAAAAACAGGAGAGAAAAGUAAAACGCGACCGAGGUUCGUUAAACAAGACCAAGUUGCUAUUAUGAGAAUAGAGUGUGCUGGAGUCAUUUGCCUUGAAAAAUUUAAACUCUUUCCACAAAUGGGACGAUUUACCCUCAGGGAUGAAAAUAAAACAAUUGCUAUUGGAAAGGUGCUGAAGGUAGUCGAGUAAAAUUUGCUCAACGUCAUCGAUCGUUAGUACCGGUCGAAGUCAAAAGCGGAAACAUACACAUAACGACGCAACGAGCUGCGUACAAGAUGGUACGCCAGAUGAAUACAAUAUCAAAGCAGAAAUAAUUAAUAAAUAAAACGAAUAAUUUACGAAAAAAACAAAAAAAAAAAAUUGAAAAGAAAUAAGUAAUUUUGGAAUUUGAUUGCUUCGUUGGUCUGAUAAAAUCUGGCGACGACACCGGCCUCUAUUAAUUCAGGCACCCUUUUUACACUUAUUUAAAGUACAUACACUAAUUCUUCAUAAUCACGCCGGUUUUCACGCUUUAAUAGUCGACAUAUUUCGAUCAUUGUUUUUCUACAAUUGUAAACAUGGAUAGGAUAACGGUGUAGUAACGCAUUUGUCUGUCUUGAAUUGAAAUCACGAGAGUGCAAGAAAUAAACUAGAACACGUAAGCAAUGAUUUCUAAGAAAGAAGCUGAAGUGGACAAUGAGGGUCAUUGGCCUCAACUACGACGUCGUUCAUUUUUUUUAUUUUACUUUUAAUUUUUUAUCACUCUCUACGUCGUGGUUUCUCAUGCGAUCCUCCUGUAAAGUAUAUGUAAAUAUACUUUCAGUAUACAUUAAACAAAAAAAUUAACUAAAUUUUGAGCAUCUUAUAAUGUGUUCUACGCUAAUGAAUUUUAUUUCUUGAUCUUUCAUCUUACUAAAAACAAAACAGAUUUAUGCGUGUACUUGACAUCACACUACAUGUACAUCAUAAAUAUAAUUAUGUAUAUAUUGAGUGUUUGAGUAUAUACAUAAUAAAUAUUGUUUUUCGGCUCUUAAUCAAUUCAUAUUGUAAUAAUUGCGUGAAGAAUUGAAAAAGAAGAGAGGAAAAGGGAUUAAAUGCAAAUUGGAAUCAAAUCACAAUGCACGAAGUUUUUUAAAUAUUGGCAUGAAAAAUAAACUGAUCAAUUAUUUUACAUAAUUAAAAUUUUAAAUGAAUUCAAUGAAAUCAUGCCACAAAUGGAAGAUAAAGAAAGAGGAGAGAAAAGUGAAUAAUUAUGUAUCACUUGUUAUAAAAAAAUUUUAUAAAAAAUUUUUAUUUAUUCAAUUUUUAUAAAAAUUUUUUUUUUCAUCCACGUAACGCGAUAAAGUAAAAAGUAUUUAACAGAUGUGAAUAGGAGUGAGUAAUAAUAAGGAUAAAAAUUAUAUUAUCAUCAACAUCUUUUAUUCCAUCUUUAUUAUUAGAGCUAAUAACUAUAACGGUGGGUAUGAGGUGUAAGCAAUGAAUAGAGAACAAAGAAUUUCUUAUAACACAAAAAGGAAAAAUUGCAAAAAGGCUAAAGGUGUUAUGUGACAUUAAAUGAUAAUUGAUCAAUUAUUAUUAAUUAUUAUUAAUAUUAUUAUUAUUAUUAUUAUUAUUAUUGUACUGUUUCUUAUUUUAUUGCUAUUAAAAAUGAAUUUACGAGAUUAUUGUUUUUUUUUUUAGUUUAUAUUUGAGCCAUGGCCGGGGUUUUAUCAUAAUAAAUAGAUCUUUGUAAAAUUAAUUCAAUAUGUUUAUAAUGAUUGUGCUUUGCUUAACAUUUGGCCUCAGAUUUUUUUUUUCGGUACAAUAAUGAUUAUAAAAAUAAGUAAUAGGUAAGAGCGCUUGUUCACGCGACUUUAUGUGUCGAUGCUAAAACGCGAAAUAAAUUAAAAUAAAUAAAUAAUAAAAUAAAUACUAAGAUUGCAAAGUCUUUCGCGAGCGAGAGAGGAUUAUAAAUUAAAUAAUAUUUUACUUGAAUUUAAAAAAGUGCUUUUUAGCAGCAACGGUUGCAUUAAUUACUGCAGAUGAGGUUACUAUUGACAGAUAAAAUUGAUAAAUUGAUAGUAAAAAGAGAUUAAAAAAGGAGAUAAUUAAUAAAACGUAAAAAUGACAAAUUCAAAUGUUUUUUUAGUGAAAUAAACUUACGAGAUUAGUGGAGAUGGUACUUGUAAAAAAAAGGAUCGGCAACGACCCCAUUGUUAUUAUUAAUGAUUAACUAAUUAAGCUAGUAAUAAUUAUUAUUAUAAUAAUAAUAAUGAUUAUGAGGUAAUUAAUUAUAAAUUCAAAAUGCGAUAAAUGGAGUGUUAUGAUGGCAGAUCAUGCGUGACAAUACUCUCGCGUGUGAUUUAAUACAGAUUUAAAAAUAAAAACCAUAUUGAUUGUGAAGAAUGAACAUAAAUUGAAAAUGAUGAAACAAAGUAGAUGUCUAAGAAGCUUAGCGUGAACCACGUAACCCAUCGCGGUCACAUUCAUAUUUUUAUAUUAUAUAUCACAUACGCCAUGAUUUUUAAUUAAUUAUCAUCAAAUCUGAUCGGUCAGGAUGAUUUAACAUCUGUCCGUUUACCAUUUUAUCAAUACAUUCAUUAAUAAUUGGAAUAAAUCACUCAAAUGGGCAUCAAAAAUUAAAAAAUAAAUUUUUAUGAUUGAUUAUUGAUCAUAACAUUUAAAUGUACCAAUGAAAAAUCGUAGAAUGAAGUCGCUUACAAAUUGUAAACACGCGAGGCAUUCACAGAAUUGAACUAAUAACUUUUUUUGAUGAAAAAACAUGCAAAAUAUUAUUGUAAAUUGCGUGCGUGUGCAAGUGUGUGUGUUGUUAAUGUAUAGACUACACUUUUAUGUAAAUUUUGUUGAUAAUCAUUUCAAGACAUACUCUAUGAAUUUUGAGUAUCAAUAAAAACAUACAAGACAGCCUA